Drosophila persimilis is the source of this 1523-nucleotide messenger RNA. Its product is annotated as sodium/potassium/calcium exchanger 3. Gene Ontology annotation, molecular function: calcium channel activity; calcium, potassium:sodium antiporter activity. NCBI's taxonomy places the organism in Eukaryota, Metazoa, Arthropoda, Insecta, Diptera, Drosophilidae. The transcript is spliced from 6 exons. The record is from RefSeq and is a predicted model, not a curated record. Gene Ontology annotation, biological process: calcium ion transmembrane transport; intracellular calcium ion homeostasis. Bases 56 to 1396 code for a protein of 446 amino acids. Gene Ontology annotation, cellular component: membrane.
UGUUUAUCUGUUUGAAGUAUAGUUUAUAUAAUAAUUUUCGUUUUCCGGGUGCAAUAUGUUUUUCGGUGGAGACGCUGACUUUCAGCGGUUACUCAGGGAGAGCGGCUUUGACCGCAGCGAUCUCCGCGGUGAAGCUGAGCUAAAUUGCACUCUUCCCGCUAUUCUGGACUUUCCCAACAUGAUGCGAAAGAAGAGCAUCGCUGUGGCGCUGGCGUGUUUCCUCAUAAGCAUGUAUCUGUUCAUCCUUCUGGCAAUUGUGUGUGAUGAUUAUCUCGUGCCAUCGAUGGAGCGACUGUGUUACACUCUUCGCAUGACCUACGAUGUGGCUGGUGCCACUUUCCUGGCAGCGGCCACCUCAGCCCCAGAGCUCUUCGUCGCCUUUAUCGGCACAUUCAUCACGGAGGGCGACAUUGGGGUGGGCACCAUUGUGGGAUCUUCGGUGUUCAAUGUGCUGGGUAUUGCUACCGUCUGCGGAAUUUUUACUGGCACGGCCAAGCUGGACUGGUGGCCUAUUUCGAGGGAUUCAAUGUGGUACUUGGCCUCCAUAACCCUACUUGGAAUUGUGCUCAUUGACUCGAAGGUGAUGUGGUACGAGGCGACCAUCAUGCUCAUCUUGUAUUUUAUUUACCUGACGACCCUCAUCUUCGAUCGCAAGUUGCAACGCUUGUGUCGAUCGCUGGACGGCGAGCGGGAGUUGAUGGACGAGGAUCCAAUGUUGCGGGAGGAGGAUCCUUUCAAGACAUUUCGCGAGCAUUUGUGCAGCAAGCCAGAGAAGGGAUCGCCCUGCAUUGAAGUUACCUGGUGGGCGAUCAAGUACCCGGCCAUUUUUAUACUGGCCAUUACCACGCCUAGUGUGCGGACCAUAUUCUUUUUCACUAUGCUCAUUGCCGUGCUAUGGAUCAGCGGGAUAUCGUAUCUGCUCUCCUGGUUCCUAACCGUGGUCGGCUAUAACAUUGGCAUACCAGACUCGAUCAUGGGCCUGACCGUCCUGGCCGUAGGCACCAGUGUGCCCGAGGUGGUGUCUUCCUAUAUAGUGACCAGAAAGGGGUACGGCUCUAUGGCCAUGUGCAAUGCGAUUGGCUCGAACACAUUCGACAUAUUCAUCUGCCUGGGACUGCCCUGGUUGCUUAAAAAUCUCAUUAAAGGCCAGCCCAUUCUGAUCAAUUCUACCGGCCUCACGAUCACAGCGGCUAUGCUCGUCGCUACUGUUGUCCUCCUAUACGCGUGCUUCCUGUUGACCAAGUUUACAUUGGGCAAGCCUGUGGGCUGGAUGAGCCUCAUCACGUAUAUCCUGUUCCUCGUCUGCGCAAUUGCCAUCGAGAUAACCCAGAACAAGUUGAACCACUGCGACAUCGAAGACAAUGCCUACACAAAUUAUCUGCACCAAAAUCUGUGAUCUAGUUCAGAUCGUUUCGCACCAAAAAAUUCUCGAAGUAAAUUCAAUACAGUUCUGAAAAUCUGUGGUGAACAAUCUUCUAUUUGUUUUCAAUAAAAAAAAUCAUCAGUAUGCUAGAAUAAAGUCA